AUGUCGGACACCAGUACAGCUCAACCCAAUUGGCAUGGCCUAUCCAAUCCUCUGUCGGGCAAAGAAUUCGUCGAACUACCCUUACUAUCAUCAUACAAUAAUGCGUUCUUGGAAACCAUCACUGAGGAGGGUAGCGAGUUUGAACCGUCAGAAGACGGGAGUGCCAGUUUCGAACAAAGUGAUUAUUUGCCGUUUGAACCGAUUCGCGUGGAGCAAGCCACCAGCUCACUGGUUCGCGUAGAUCCUUCGUUGAUGAUUGGGGAAUUGGACAGUCCAGACUAUGAGGAAGUAUUUCCCAUGCCCAUUCAGUCAUUUCCUGCUUUUCGAAAAGAUCUUUUGGAUUACUCCAAUCUUCUAAUCCCUCUCACGAAAACCAAAUGUUCUGAGAAGCUCAGUGUGACUCAGAACGCGGGACAACUGACCCCAAAACAGAACGGAGGAAAAACGUUUACCACAGAUAUGGACAAUACAAAAAAUACAAUACAGACGAAAGCUGCUGAAGGAAAUACCACAGAUGAACUUAUCAAAACCUCUGAUUAUCAAAGUUACGAUGAGGCAGACUUACCGGCUGAUGAAGGAGAGGAUGACGGAUGGUGUGAGGGAACUGCGUUAGACCAGACUCCAGGUCGGUCGGAGACGAUUAAGCGUAUCGGCUCUAGCAACAUAUCCGACCAUUCCACUCUCCCUCGAGUUGGCUUUGAUGGCUUGUUUGAACCAUUGGAGAACCGGUUAAAUCCGUUCAGAGCUUGGUCGGACGAACAGGAUACAAAAAGUGAAGAAGUGUUGGUGCUAUCGGCGGAAGGAGAAAACGAGAAACUUGUCUGGAAAUUGGAGCCCCGUAAUCAGACGUUUAGCAUGAGUGAAAAUCCACUCACUUCAUCGCCUCCUACUGUAAACGAUGUUACGCCUCGUGUGCCUCAAAGGACCACCACUCAUUCGUUUCCCCCCAGUCCGAACAUUUGUGAAAACCUUUUAAAUCCUAUGGAAUGUAAACGGCCAAACGCUAAUGGUAAACCAACUGGUCAAGGAAUCGUAACUCGUGGCAAUAUAACACCAGACAUUAAAACAACCAGUUCAGAAGACACGACACAAAUAACAACCAACAAUGUAUCGGACCUCGGCACUCCUCAAACUACUUCGGUUCCGGCUGUUUCACGUCCCAUUCUACCACGAUUUUGCGACUCAACUUCAUCCAAAUCACGAACGAUGGAAUUCGAUCCGAUCCCCCCACCAAAACCUCAAUUCCCUCGUCACGGACUUCCCGAACUACUAUUCGGACAGUCCAAGGGAUUAUCGAGUUCCAUGGGUGUGACACACAUGUCAACACCAACUUCAACCGCUCUCACACGACCCCCACUUCCCCCAAGGCCCAGUGUCAAACCAGUCAAUCAGAACAAUAACCCACCAUUUCAACCGACUCUUUCCUACAGAGAAAUAUUGUCCACAACACAUGCGACUGAUGUGACUAGAAUACCAAAGAGUCAAUCCUUUCAUUCAACAUUCACCUCUCAAACUUUUCAACCCACAUACCCAUUGGUCGGAACUAGUGUGCCUCAGUCAGUCACCGGUCCUGGUGCACACCCCAGUCCCAUGCUCAACUCCAAUAUGGAAACCUUUGUAAAUCCGGCGACCUCGAGUUAUUUAAGUACUCGUGGUACACCGAUGUUCAACUAUUCCACAUCAUUACAGUCACACACGAAUUGGCUUUCUGCAACACACGGUCGUUUAUCUCCUCAUUCCCUUCCGGGCCAAACCGUAAACGGCACAAUGGAAAAUCACGAUGAUGUGUUGAUUGAAAAUCCAGCCUACAUGUCCACAUUCAUACCCGAGUAUACAAAGCGUCCGAUUAGCAAACAUCACACAUUAUCUAAUGAAGGUAAUUUCACAUCGAACUCCCUCGGCAAAGGUCGAUCGAACAGCACCAGUAUACCGUCUACCACCAACACCCCCCUAUCCCAAACUCAUACGACAUCAACCGAUGUACCGAGCGCACACUCAACAUCUCGAAUACCGUCCGAGGAGCGGGGUUCUGACCAGCCUGGUACUGUACGAAAGAGUCCACCGGGAACAAGCAUUGCGGACAGUCAGGCUAAAGGUAGUCCUCUGUGGAUUGCCAAUUCGACUCCACUAGCCCAUUAUUACGCUACUCACAGUGCCAUGGCCGGAAAAAAUGAUUCAGGUGGAACUUGGUUGUCUAGUCUAGCGAAACCGACUAUCUCGCGACUGCCAGAAGAUCGAGUAUUACUUACCAGUGAUUUGAAUGACAAAACGAAAUCCAAUCCGAAUCCACGACCCAUUCAACGUUCAUUUGCUGUGGUCGGAGUGAGUGAACUGUUGGCCAAAACAGAUGAAGAGUUGAACCAGUUCAUGCAAAACACGGCGAAGCAAAAAACGCGCGCCAGACCAGAGUUGAUAGAUGAACUGAGCAAUGAGUCCUCGGGAAAUCAAGCAUCUUCGACUUCCGGUGGUCCGAUAGAACACUCACCGAUUAGAAGAAGAUUUCAAUCAAGCCGUGCAAUCACCUCGGCCGGAACAGAGGAAAUAUUGCGUCAGUUACGUUUGCUGAAUCAGAACACGCAAUUCGUUUGGUCUGAUAGUUGCCCCACAGCUUCAAACGCUCACGAUCGUAGAUCGAUCAAAGAACUGGAUGAUAUGUUUUCUCAGUGGGAUAUGCCGUUCAUUGAUAGUGACUCAUUCUUGAACGAACCGUGGAAUAAUGGUAACAAUGGACCAGAGGCAUGGAGGCUGAAUUAUUCACGCAAACCAAUUCGUGCAAAUUUGGAUGAAGUAACUCUGGCUUCCGUGGCAUGA
This is a messenger RNA of Echinostoma caproni, 2811 nucleotides long. Lineage: Eukaryota; Metazoa; Platyhelminthes; Trematoda; Plagiorchiida; Echinostomatidae. The record is from the annotation of a GenBank genome assembly.